Molecule: messenger RNA, 1234 nt
Organism: Daucus carota subsp. sativus
Lineage: Eukaryota; Viridiplantae; Streptophyta; Magnoliopsida; Apiales; Apiaceae
Product: protein GID8 homolog
Exons: 6
Coding region: 111-839 (242 amino acids)
Biological process (GO): proteasome-mediated ubiquitin-dependent protein catabolic process
Cellular component (GO): cytoplasm; nucleus
Molecular function (GO): protein binding
Source: RefSeq, a predicted model, not a curated record
AUUAAUGAGGAAAUUAGUAUGCAAAGAAGGAAAGAGGUGGUAAUAAAGAAAGAGAUUAGGGAGAGAGAUUAGAUACGUACGUAUAAAGGGAUGAAGGAGACAUCGCACUGAUGUCACUCUUCUGGAUUGUUCUUCGCCAGCUCGCUCAGAUCGAAGCCAUGGCUACUUCCAAGAAGCUGAUAACUAGAGAGGAAUGGGAAAAAAAGCUUAGUGAUGUAAAGAUUAAGAAAGAAGAUAUGAAUAAGUUGGUUAUGAACUUUCUUGUCACCGAAGGCUUCGUUGAUGUCGCAGAAAAAUUUAGAAUGGAAUCUGGAACUGAACCAGAUAUAGAUCUUGCAACUAUCUCAGACCGCAUGGCAGUUAAGAAAGCAGUACAAUCAGGGAAUGUCGAGGAUGCAAUAGACAAAGUCAAUGAUUUAAAUCCAGAGAUAUUGGAUACAAACCCCCAACUCUUUUUCCACCUCCAGCAGCAAAGGUUAAUAGAAUUAAUUAGGAAUGGAAAAGUAGAAGAGGCCCUGGAAUUUGCUCAGGAAGAGCUUGCUCCUCGAGGAGAAGAAAAUAUAGCCUUUUUAGAAGAGUUAGAAAGAACUGUUGCACUGCUGGCUUUUGAGGAUGUAACCAAUUGCCCUGUUGGAGAUCUUUUAGACAUAUCACAACGUCUAAAGACAGCAAGUGAGGUGAAUGCAGCCAUUCUUACCAGUCAGAGUCAUGAAAAAGAUCCAAAACUCCCAAGCUUGUUAAAGAUGCUUGUGUGGGCUCAAAAUCAGCUUGAUGAGAAGGCUGCUUACCCCCGAAUUACUAACUUAUCUACUGCAAAUCUUGAAGACCCUGCUGUUUAGUAUGUACCAAGGCUGUAUGUAAGAUCCACUUAUUCAGGACUACACAGUUUCAGAGUGGAUAAAUGACAUGAAAUCAUGUAAAUUCUGCUUUGAAAGACCGGAACACAUACUUCACAAAUGCUGUAGAAAUGGAGUAGCCUUGAGAUCCCAGCCAAUUGUUAAAUGUGGUAGAAAUUGUUUGGCAAAGCAUAGUUGAUGUUUUCUUUGUUUUAAAAAUCUUCUCCAGCUUAUCAGAUGUUAAAUUGUAGGUUUCUUUGUCUAUGUGAAAAUAGUAGAGUCUACAGUACAGUAAAGUGUUGCAAGUCUGAGACUUGAUUUACUAAUUUGUGUCACAAUUUGCUAUUACUCGAUGAUUUCUCAUAAUUUGCUAUUAAUCGAUAAUUUCAUGUGCCGAA